Molecule: messenger RNA, 3790 nt
Organism: Nicotiana tabacum (common tobacco)
Lineage: Eukaryota; Viridiplantae; Streptophyta; Magnoliopsida; Solanales; Solanaceae
Source: RefSeq, a predicted model, not a curated record
AUGGAGAUCAUUGCUGCAUCUCAGGAGACCGGAGAAUUUGAAAAAAGUCUCAAUGCUUCCUUCAUAGCUGUCAUACCGAAAAAGGAGGGUGCAACGAACAUCUUGGGUUGUGAAUUACAUGUCAAAAAUCUGUCCUGGUCGCCGCCUGCAUUUCCAAAGGAAACACCUGAAACAAUAAAAGAAUAUAUUAGGGAGAAGUAUCUAUUGCCUCAGCUGGAUGCAGAUGAGUUUUCUCCCGAAAAAGCCGGAAGGCAGUGGGAGUUUGAUUGGUUUGAAAGAGCUAAAAUCCUUCCAGAUCCAUCUUUGCCACGAUCUGUUGUUGUUCCAACAUGGGAAGUGCCUUUUAGACGUCAGAGGGACAGAUUGGAUAAUGGAAGAUGGGAGCCAAACUCAGAGGAGAGAGAUGUAUCUGAACUUACAGUUGGAACUGAGGAUUCUGGGGCUCUGCCGCGUAUUGUUGGACCACCAAAGGAUUUCGUUAGAGGAAGCAUCAAUAAUCGUCCUUUCCGACCUGGUGGCUUGGAUGAUUCUCCUUCAUUGGGCAGAGUUGUUCCUGAUGGUGCUACCAAUGGUGAAUGGGUAAGGGAGGUGCUUAAUGGCGGUCCUGCCCAAACCGCUCCUCCAAGCUUUAAGCAAGGGCCUGAUCUUGGUGAUCUUAAGACACAUUCCUUCUCAUGGAAUAUAUAUGAGGAUCAGAGUGCUGUCACGAACACAGCGGAGGUGAAACUGAGUGAGUUAUCCGUGCAGUUUGAUGACUUGUUUAAGAAAGCUUGGCAAGAGGAUGUCACAGAGUUUGUUGGAGAUGGUCAUACGUCUGAAUUGCAAUCUGAAGCAGAACAAUUGACAUCUGUCACGCUAGAGCCACUUCAGGUUGAAGCUGAAGUAAAGAAGUCCGAAGUGGCUGAUGAGGCUUUAGACACUGAGAUAUCUGUCUUGGAUGAGAUUUUGUCUGUUGAAGCAGAAGGAUCAUCUUCAAGAUUGGAUGAGGAUAAAGAUGGUGCACGUCAAGAGAAUGAGGGAUGGGCUGUUACUGGUGGCAGUAAAAUCAUUGUAGAACGAUUUCAUGAGCUAAUUCCAGAUAUGGCUCUUACUUUCCCAUUUGAACUCGACCCCUUUCAAAAGGAGGCCAUCUAUCAUCUUGAAAAGGGGAACUCUGUCUUUGUUGCUGCUCAUACAUCUGCUGGGAAGACUGCUGUCGCAGAAUAUGCAUUUGCUUUGGCAGCUAAACACUGUACCAGGGCUGUAUAUACAGCUCCAAUCAAAACAAUUAGCAAUCAAAAAUACAGGGAUUUUUGUGGGAAAUUUGAUGUUGGCCUUCUCACGGGUGAUAUAAGCUUGAGACCUGAGGCAUCUUGUCUUAUAAUGACGACUGAGAUAUUAAGGUCAAUGCUUUACAGAGGGGCUGAUAUGAUUCGUGAUAUAGAAUGGGUUAUAUUUGAUGAAGUGCAUUAUGUCAAUGAUGUUGAAAGAGGUGUUGUUUGGGAAGAAGUUAUCAUUAUGCUCCCAAGACAUAUCAACUUUGUCCUCCUUUCAGCUACGGUACCAAACACAAUUGAAUUUGCCGACUGGAUUGGUCGAACAAAACAAAAGCAAAUUCGUGUGACUGGGACGACCAAAAGACCGGUCCCAUUGGAGCAUUGUCUCUUCUAUUCUGGGGAGCUUUACAAAGUAUGUGAGAAUGAAGAGUUUCUGCCUCAGGGAUUUAAAGCAGCCAAAGAUGUACAUAAGAAGAAAACCACUAGUUCUGUCUCUGGUGGCACCAGCUUGCAUCCUGGGUCUUCAACCGCUGCUGAUAAGGCUCGAGGACAGAGGCGUGAUAGCUCUUCUCAGGGGAAGCAACACAAGCAUUCUGGUCCCCAAAAAUCAGGGAAUUUUGGUACUGGUUGGGGAACCCAAAGCAAUGGCUUUGGACAGAACAAUAUGGGCUUAAGGAGAUCAGAGGCGUCUUUGUGGUUGACACUGAUUAACAAACUCUUGAAGAAAUCGCUGUUACCUGUGGUUAUAUUUUGUUUUUCGAAGAAUCGAUGUGACAAAUCAGCUGAUAACAUCCCUGGUACUGAUCUCACAAGUAGCUUUGAGAAAAGUGAAAUUAGGAUAUUCUGUGAUAAGGCAUUUUCACGGCUUAAGGGAUCUGACAGAAACUUACCGCAGAUUGUCAGAAUUCAGAGCCUUCUCCGUAGAGGUAUUGCUGUGCAUCAUGCAGGGUUCCUCCCAAUUGUCAAGGAAGUUGUAGAAAUGCUUUUUUGUCGAGGUUUGGUUAAGGUUCUGUUCUCAACAGAGACAUUUGCAAUGGGAGUUAAUGCUCCAGCUAGGACGGUUGUUUUUGAUUCUUUAAGAAAGUUUGAUGGUAAGGAAUUUAGGCAGCUACUUCCUGGAGAGUACACUCAGAUGGCUGGACGUGCUGGAAGGAGAGGACUUGAUAAAACUGGCACAGUUGUGGUGAUGUGCCGUGAUGAGAUCCCUUACGAGAAUGAUUUGAAGCAUGUAAUAGUUGGUACUGCAACUAGGCUUGAAUCUCAGUUUCGACUGACCUACAUCAUGAUUUUGCAUCUACUUCGGGUUGAAGAACUGAAGGUUGAGGACAUGCUGAAAAGAAGUUUUGCUGAAUUUCAUGCUCAGAAGAAACUACCUGAGCAGCAACAACUCUUGAUGCGAAAGCUUGCUCAGCCAACAAAAUCCGUUGAAUGCAUAAAGGGUGAACCAGCAAUUGAGGACUACUAUGACAUGUUCUUGGAGGCAGAAAAAUAUAGCCACCAAAUAGCAGAGGCAGUAAUGCAGUCGCCAGCUUCUCAGCAGUAUCUUUCUCCUGGGAGAGCAGUGGUUGUAAAAUCACAAUCAGGUCAAGAUCACUUACUAGGCGUUGUGGUGAAGACACCUUCCUCUAACAACAGACAGUAUAUAGUUUUAGUUCUGACUCCUGAGUUGCCUUCAAUUCUGCAAGCUUCGUCAGAUAUAAGUGACAGAAAAGACCAAAAAAAUCCUGAAUUUCAGGUAUUAGUGCCUAAAUCAAGACGGGGUUAUGAGGAUGAGUAUUGCUCGUCAGUCUCCUCCCGGAAGGGAUCUGGCAUUAUCAACAUUAAAUUGCCUCACCGCGGUAAUGCUGCUGGGAUGAAUUAUGAGGUUCGAGGAGUUGAAAACAAGGAUUUCUUGUAUAUAUGUGUUAAAAAAAUUAAGAUAGACCAAGUUCGGCUUCUUGAAGAUGUUAGUGCUGGGGCCUACUCAAACACUAUUCAACAGCUGCUGGGUCUGAAAUCUGAAGGAAAUAAGUAUCCUCCAGCCUUAGAUCCGAUUAAAGAUCUGAAGUUGAAAGACGUGAAUCUUGUGGAAUCAUACUACAAAUGGAAUAAUCUCUUGCAAAAAAUGGCACAAAAUAAGUGUCAUGGUUGUAUUAAAUUGGAGGAGCACAUGAAAUUAGCUAGAGAAUUGAAGCGGCACCAUGAGGAAGUGAAUCAUUUGAAGUUUCAAAUGUCAGAUGAGGCACUUCAGCAGAUGCCAGAUUUUCAGGGUCGGAUAGAUGUGCUUAAAGAAAUUGGCUGUAUAGAUGCUGACCUUGUAGUUCAAAUCAAAGGUCGUGUUGCUUGCGAAAUGAAUUCCGGAGAGGAGUUGAUAUGCACCGAAUGUUUAUUUGAGAAUCAACUAGAUGACCUGGAACCAGAAGAGGCAGUGGCUAUCAUGUCUUCCUUUGUGUUUCAGCAGAAGGAGACUUCUGAAUCCUUUCUCACGCCAAAGCUUUCUCUGGCUAAAAAGAGGUUAUUUUUCUUUUGAAAAUGUUUAGUUUGAUAUUCUCAUC